Setaria italica (foxtail millet) is the source of this 2361-nucleotide messenger RNA. Its product is annotated as MLO-like protein 9. Gene Ontology annotation, cellular component: membrane. The record is from RefSeq and is a predicted model, not a curated record. The transcript is spliced from 15 exons. The coding region runs from base 192 to 1910 and encodes 572 amino acids. Lineage: Eukaryota; Viridiplantae; Streptophyta; Magnoliopsida; Poales; Poaceae. Gene Ontology annotation, biological process: defense response.
GCCUGUCGUUUGAACUCACAACUCAGCGCUGCUCUGCUGCUCAAAUAGACACGCACACACCUGUCUCCGGGCAGGCACGCGGCGGCACCGGCAAUCGUCCCAUCCGCUCCAUUAACGCACACUCCACUCCUCCACGCCGGGGUUCAGGCGCGCGGCCAGGCCAUCAACGCUGCCGCGAGCGCACAUAGGGGAUGGGCGGCGCCGGCGGAGGAGCCGCCGCCGGCACGAGGUCGCUGGACCAGACGCCGACGUGGGCCGUGGCCGCCGUCUGCGCCGUCAUCGUCGCCGCAUCCAUCCUGCUCGAGGGCCUCCUCCACCACCUCGGCCAGUUGCUCAGCAAGAAGCGGAAGAAGGCGCUGUUCGACGCUCUGGAGAAGGUUAAAUCCGAGCUGAUGACUCUGGGGUUCAUAUCGCUGCUGCUGACGGUGACGGGGAGGUACGUAUCGCGCAUCUGCAUCCCGGAGGGAGCCGCCAACACCAUGCUGCCCUGCGUUCGAUCCGGCCACUCGGAGGCGAAAGAGCCCAGUGGUCAUGGCCGACGGCACCUAUCUGAAGAUUCGACCGACCUCUUUUCCUGCCCCAAAGGCAUGGUGUCGCUUGUUUCAGCCGACGGGAUGCAUCAGCUGCAUAUUUUCGUGUUCUUCUUGGCCGUCUUCCAUGUCACGUUUAGUUUCUUUACAAUGUCCCUGGGUAGAGCAAAGACGCGUAUAUGGAAGGUGUGGGAAAAGGAAUUACCAACCUACGAAUUCCAAUACGAUCCCUCAAAGUUCAGGCUUACUCAUCAAACAUCUUUUGUGAGGCAACAUGCAAGCAGUUGGAGCAAAAGCGCAGUCAUGCUUUAUGUUGUGAGCUUCUUUAGACAGUUUUUUAGAUCUGUUCGGAGGACAGACUACUUUACUUUGCGGCAUGGAUUCAUUGCAGCUCAUUUAUCUCCAGGGACCAGGUUCAAUUUUCGAAAGUAUAUCAAGAGGUCAUUGGAGGAUGAUUUCAAGACAGUUGUUGGCAUUAGUCCACCUUUAUGGGCCUCUGCUCUCGCUGUCAUGCUCUUCAAUGUUCAUGGAUGGCAUAACUUGUUCUGGUUCUCAACGAUUCCCCUUGUAGUGAUUCUAGCAGUUGGAACAAAGCUGCAGGCUAUAAUUGCUAUGAUGGCUGUUGAAAUUACAGAGAGGCAUACAGUUAUUCAAGGCAUGCCAGUGGUAAAACUGAGUGAUGAUCAUUUUUGGUUCGGGAAGCCUCGUCUGGUUCUCCAUCUCAUCCAUUUCGCAUCAUUUCAGAAUGCAUUUGAGAUUACAUAUUUCUUUUGGAUUUGGUACGAAUUUGGGCUGAGAUCCUGCUUCCAUGACAGCUUUGAGCUUAUCAUCGCAAGAGUCUGCCUUGGGGCUGUCGUCCAAUUUAUGUGCAGCUAUAUCACCCUUCCACUCUAUGCCCUUGUAUCUCAGAUGGGGUCACAAAUGAAGAGAACAAUUUUCGACGAGCAGACGGCGAAGGCCCUGAAGAAGUGGCACAAGGCAGUGGUGAAGAAGAAGCACAACAAGGAGUCGUCAGAUGACCCUUCCCAGACCCCAAGCACGGACACAACAACAGGAGGAACGGAGGCGAGCGAGUGGCGUCGGCCGCACGAGGUGCCGGUCCGCCACCUCCACCGUUACAAGACCAUCGCUCACGUCGGCGGCACGAGAAGCCCGCUGUCGGACUCGGACUACAGCGACACGGAGGACGCCGAGCCGCUGUCGUCAUCGCAGACCAGGCACCUGAUACCGCCGGCGAAGCAGCGGAGCCUGGACACCGGGGGGGCGGAGGUGCGCGUGGAUGUUGCGGCGGCGGCGCCGCCGCGCGCCGUCCUGCAGGACAGCUUCUCGUUCCCGAGGCCGCCUCCUCACCAUGUGCCGGACAAGCGUGCUAGUGUUUAGCAGCAGCAGCAGCAGCAGGAGGUGAUGCUAACCUAUAUGAGAGAUCGAACGCUUUAGAUGAUGGUACUCCAUUCAUUCUAAAUUAUAGAUAUUUUGAUUUUUCUAAGUUCAUAGCUUUUGCUAUACAUCUAGAAUGUACUCUAUGUCUAGGUGUAUAUCAAAAUAUAUGAACUUAGGAUACCAAAACGACCUAUAAUUUGGGACGAAACGGAGGAAGUAUUAGAUUAGUAGUAUUUCAGCUUUGUAGUAUAGUUGCCUGCUGUAAGUCAUGUCUGGAUUGAUGACUGCGGAUGUUUGUCUUUUGGGGCUAAUUCAGGUGUUAGUGGUGUGGUUAGCUAGAGCCUAGAGCCUAGUAUAGUCGUUGAUUUACUUGUAAGCAAAGUGAUUUCAUGGAACAGUAAAGCUAAAGCAGAGUGAAAUCCAUGGAGCCUUCACUUAGAGGGGUCGUUUA